Molecule: messenger RNA, 1508 nt
Organism: Vicugna pacos (alpaca)
Lineage: Eukaryota; Metazoa; Chordata; Mammalia; Artiodactyla; Camelidae
Gene: SKAP1
Product: src kinase associated phosphoprotein 1
Cellular component (GO): cytoplasm; plasma membrane
Molecular function (GO): protein binding
Source: RefSeq, a predicted model, not a curated record
CGCCCGCCCGGCCGCCGGCCGCCCGCCGCCCGCCACAUGCAGGCCGCCGCCGCCCUCCCCGAGGAGAUCCGUUGGCUCCUGGAAGAUGCUGAGGAUUUCCUGGCAGAAGGUUUGCGGAAUGAGAACCUCAGUGCUGGUGCAAGGGACCACAGAGACCAUAUUCUACGGGGCUUUCAGCAAAUCAGAGCUAGGUACUUUUGGGAUUAUCAGCCCCAAGGAGGAGACCACGCUGAAAAUUACUUUGGACAGGACAGCUCUGAUGAUAAUCACAGUGGACCUCAUGGCCCGUCUCUCACAUCAGAUGCACCUUUUUUGUCAGAUUAUCAGGAUGAUGGAAUGGAAGACAUCACAAGAGGAGCUCAAGAGCUUGAUAAUAUCAUCAAGCAAGGAUACUUAGAGAAGAAAAGCAAAGAUCACAGUUUCUUUGGUUCAGAGUGGCAGAAGCGAUGGUGUGUUGUCAGCAGAGGCCUCUUCUACUACUAUGCUAAUGAGAAAAGCAAGCAGCCCAAAGGGACCUUUCUCAUUAAGGGCUACAGUGUACGGAUGGCCCCCUACCUGCGAAAAGAUUCCAAGAAAGAAUCCUGCUUUGAGCUGACCUCCCAGGAUAGGCGCAGCUAUGAGUUUACAGCCUCUAAUCCAGCUGAAGCCAGAGACUGGGUGGAUCAAAUAAGUUUCUUAUUAAAGGAUCUGAGCUCCUUAACCAUUCCAUAUGAAGAGGAGGAGGAGGAAGAAGAAGAGGAAGAGAUGUAUGAUGAUAUUGAUGGUUUUGACGCCCCAAAUUCUGGUUCCCAAAGCAGACCCAUUAUUCUGCCUGGGAGUGUGGGGCUCAAAGAGCCCAAGGAGGAGAAAGAAGAUGACGAUAUUUACGAAGUCUUACCAGAUGAAGAGCAUGACCUAGAAGAGGAUGACAGUGACACCCUACAGAAAGGAGUGGACUAUGCCAGUUAUUACCAGGGCCUAUGGGAUUGCCAUGGCGACCAGCCAGACGAACUGUCCUUCCAACGGGGUGACCUCAUCCGCAUUCUGAGCAAGGAGUAUAACAUGUAUGGCUGGUGGGUAGGAGAACUGAACAGCCUCGUUGGGAUUGUUCCAAAGGACUAUCUCACCACCGCCUUUGAAGUGGAGGAAAGAUGAGGCCCAGGACAUAUAUCCUUCAUUCCACCCUGCCUUUAUGAAGAAACUGUUCAUCCAGAGCUCCCACUCCCUCCCCCGCCAGCCCACCGACACCGCGGACUCUUCUCUGUAGGGAAGAGACUGAAGCCUCCGACACGUGCAGGAACAGUAAACCACCAAUAAGACAAGCGAGAAGAGGCACGUUCAGCAGACCUGUUACUAAACCUGCCUCCUCAGAGCUGAGCCCAUCUCUAAACAUGUCCACACAUCUACUUCUGCCUUCUCCACAGGCUUGUCACAGAGAAGGUGAGAGAAGGAAACCUUUGGAGGAAUAAGUUGCUGGUUGCUUUGCCUGGCUUGAAAAGCAGGAAUAAACCUCAGAUUUGGCUGCUUGC